ACAUUAGACCUAGGUACCUAGCCUUCCCCACCCUCUCUAACUAAUACCCACCUGCGCCGGCGUAAAACUAGGUGCCUAUGUUCUGCCUGGGUGCCCUGAAACAGCAUACCCCAUGUAGUACCCGCGAUACCUAGUUAGCACUCCAUCCUUGAGAUCCCUUUCCGAGGUCGCUACCUCUAUUACAAUGAACCGAACCUUCAACUACCUAAGAACAUCCAGCACACAGACAACCCUGGCUCGCCUGGCAUAUUUCGGCCUUACCGUAGUACAGAUCUCACUGGCGGCAGAAACUAGUCGCUGCGUACCAUGGCUUAGUCAAAAACACUAGCUGAUGCCCAAGUCUUCCCGGCGAUACUCGGCCUGCAUUCUGCGACAACCAUGUCCUUGAUUCAGGUGGAAGACUUGGUCUCGUACCAACUGCGAACUAGCUACCUCACCGAGAUCGCUGACGGCGUUGGCGAGCGACUCAUAACUAUCAACGAUAAUUUCCUCAAUACUGCUCCGUUCAAAGCUGCGGGUUGGCGCUUUAACCCUGCUCACGUGAAACGAACCCAUUCCCCGCCUAUACCUACGGCGAUCGCAUCCGAAUACUUCCAAGCCGCACCUCGACUAACAGGCUUAACACUCGAAGAUGAAGCCGAAGAAGGGGGCAUGUUGACCGGUGGUGGCGGCGAUACGCUGGGACCUGGCAGUGCCAUAAAGCGGCGCCGAGAGCGACGCCGAGAACAGAUGGAGGAAGACGAUAGCAGUGACCUCAGUGAUGAGAGCGAUGAUGAGUCCGACCAACGAGCUGCCCAGCAGAUAAGAUUCGCUAAGAUGCCCGUCCGUAGUCGCGCCGGCUCCUCUCCCAUUCAGUCUUCAAAUUUACGUCAGGUGACAAGCAUGUCCUCGCCACGUCAGGCUCCUGGGGCAAGACGCGGCUCACAAUCCGCUUUAGAAAUUGUCAAAGAACGUGCGCGCCGAGAUACUGUCACUAGCAGUGAGUUUUCGUCCGAGAACGAGUUUGAUGCAUCUGGUUACCAUAGACGGAAAGAAGCGGCGUUGAAGUCUGCAACACGAACGACAAGAUCGCAAUCCAAGUCUAGUGACGAGCCAGCCCAGGGCAUCAUGCGUAAGGAAAGCGAACUUCUGGCAGACGAAGACUCCGAUAUAUCGGAUACAUCUUCGGCCUUCGUUGGAAGCGCUGAUUCAACGUCCAUCCUUGAUACCGUCGAAGCGCCAGUUGUUGGUGCUUCUCCGGGCCAGCAAGUUGUUGGUACUGUACCGAAGCAAUUGCUUAGACAGUCGACCGUGAGAAAAGUUCCAGCCCCGCCCCAGCCGCAAUUGCUACAUGCCUUGCCUCCACCUCGGCCGAUGAGUACCAUUAGGCCCCUGAGCGUAGUCCACCCCCGUAGUUUGCUUUCAGAUUCGUUAAAAGCAAAGAAGACCAAGCCUGUUGGGCAGUUUGAUCAAUUCGCUUCCCUAUCGGGCCAGGGUGACCCUGAUCCUGUGCGGUUGCGCAUCUACGCACCAUUUUCUGCUGACCCAGAAACGCCGUUUGAGGUGUUAAUCAGGCGAAAUCUUCAGGAAGCAGACGGUUCAUUCCGACCGAUAACAGUAGCCGAGUUAAUUGGAUUAAGCCUAUGGAGAUACCAUGCCGAAAAGCGAGAUCCUCCCAUUCCGGCAAAUAAGCUAAACGUGAAUUGGUGGACACUGAGGAUGGUCGAAGAAGGGGGAGAAGUAGACGAUGAUUUUGAGCCGCUAGAUCGGAAGAAACCACUUAACUCAUUCACAACUGCGAAUAACCGAGCAGCUAGAUCACGAUCAGCGUCAAAAACUUAUGAUGAUUUCGCGCUGGUACAAGCCUCCGAGGCCGGGUUUGCUGACAAUCGGCUCCAGACACCACAAUUCGAACAAGAAACAGCUGCCGAGGAGCCUGAAGAUGAUAUUACACCUAAAAAUACGCCGCAACCAUCAAACUUUCUACCCGAGCUGGCACGUCCUCGAGCAAAUCCAAUUACCACCACUACCUACCGAAUGGACACUAUUUUCGCCGAUAAGCCAGCAGCGCCGACGAGUACUCCAGCUGCCACUAGAGGACAGAAGAAGCUUCUGAGAAUCCACAUUCUUUCUUCCGACGUCCCCCCCGGGCAAAUGGUCACGGUAGACGUGACAACGGACAUGUACUUUGCUGAGGUUCUUGACUUGGUCUGCCGUAAAAGGCAAUUAGACAAGAAUGUUCAUGUCCUAAAACUCCCCGGGUCCGGCGCAGUGGCUUACGUGGACCGAGCCGUAUCUACCAUAGGCAAUGUCAUGGACCUUGAGUUGCACCGCCGUCGAUUUGCAACGGAUGGUCCACUUACCAUCACUGGCUCUCCUGGAAGCUCCUCUCCCAAAGCACAUGUAUGGGAUUCAUCCGUACCUCAGAAAGGGAAGAAGAAGGUCAUGACGACACAUCCUCUUGCUCAACAGGCUACUAUGGCGGAUGAGGCCGGCAGUGGCACCAAGACGACUUACCAAAAAUAUAUCGUUUGGCGAAAACAACCCAUGCGAUUUGUUGGGCUGAACGAAAGGAUAAUAGCGAUUGACGGCGAGUAUGUUUACAUUAUGCCCUCUUCUGGGGGUAAAGUGACUCGUGAAGGUGGGAAAACCACGACCGUUCACUUCAGCAAUGUUAUCGGGUGCAAUAUGUCACGUCGGCAUCCGAGCCACUUCAAGCUACUCGUGUUUCGGGAUUCAGAAACCAAACGAUAUGACUUUGAGGCCAAGAAUACCCAAGAGGCAGCAGAAAUUGUCCGAGAAAUGAAAAAGGGCAUUGCUCCAUACAAUAAGGAUGUUUGAAAACACGAUAAUAAUCUUCCAUCCAAUCUAAUCAACAACAGAGCCAUGAGUAACUAAGGAUGCUGCCACCGCCUUGCUGACGCUCUC
Xylaria bambusicola is the source of this 2907-nucleotide messenger RNA. Its product is annotated as stress-activated map kinase interacting protein 1-domain-containing protein. Lineage: Eukaryota; Fungi; Ascomycota; Sordariomycetes; Xylariales; Xylariaceae. The transcript is spliced from 3 exons. The record is from RefSeq and is a predicted model, not a curated record. Gene Ontology annotation, cellular component: TORC2 complex; plasma membrane; cytoplasm. Gene Ontology annotation, molecular function: phosphatidylinositol-4,5-bisphosphate binding. Bases 379 to 2820 code for a protein of 813 amino acids. Gene Ontology annotation, biological process: TORC2 signaling.